Molecule: messenger RNA, 2214 nt
Organism: Dichomitus squalens LYAD-421 SS1
Lineage: Eukaryota; Fungi; Basidiomycota; Agaricomycetes; Polyporales; Polyporaceae
Product: drug:h+ antiporter
Exons: 11
Coding region: 165-1991 (608 amino acids)
Biological process (GO): transmembrane transport
Molecular function (GO): transmembrane transporter activity
Source: RefSeq, a predicted model, not a curated record
UCCCCUCUCUUCCCCCACCCUAUAUAAUUCUCCAUCAAUGCGCACAUACGAGCCUUUCUCUAGGAGUGCGCCUCUCAACUCGCCGUCCUUCCUCCCCUCGUAGCAGCCUCUCGGCUUUCCCUUGACGCCCCUCGGUAAAACUCGAGAUCCAACGCUUGCACCCCAUGUCUAACGAGAACGAAAAAGCCCUCCCCCCCGGCUCCCUGCACGACAGCCUCCCCGAGGAUUCGAUCCCGAAACUCGAUGAGGAUAUUGAGCGGGAACUUGAGGCCGAGGAAGACGCUCACAUCGGUGUCAAGGCCGUCGAGGCCGCCGAGAAAGUGUAUGGCCCCCAUUCCAAGUGGUUCCUCUUCAUUGGAAUCGCUUUGGCGUCCUACAUCUACUCGCUUGAUGGCCAGACGACCUACAACUACCUCGCUUUCGCAACCUCUGCAUUCGAUAAGCAUAGUCUCAUUUCCACUAUUCAGGUCGCACAGUCUGUCAUCAUCGCCUGCGGGAAACCCGUUAUCGCCAAGUUCGCCGAUGUCACUUCCCGUGCAACGGCGUACCUGAUUGUCCUCUGCUUCUACGUCCUCGGUUACAUCGUCAUUGCAUCCGCCAACGGCGUCGGUGCUCUCGCGGCGGGCAUCAUCCUCUACGCUGUCGGAUACAGCGGACUGCAACUCCUGACCUCUGUAAUCAUCGCCGACAUCACAACCCUCAAAUGGCGGGGUCUCGUCUCCGGUCUCACAUCCGCUCCCUUCAUCAUCAAUGCCUUCAUCGGCUCCAACGUUGCGACCCAGGUCCUCGAGCAUGCCGGCUGGCGCUGGGGCUACGGCAUGUUCGCCAUCCUCGUUCCGGCCUCCCUCGCGCCGCUCAUCGUCACCCUCUUCUGGGCUGAACAGAAGGCGAAGCGGCUUGGGCUCGUAAACGUUCCUCGUGUAAAGCCCGACGUGGAAGCUCCUGUCGCAAACCCGCUUCUCAACCGCAUGUGGGCCUUCGCGCAGCAGCUCGAUGUCGUCGGCUUGGCUCUCAUCGGUGCGAGCGUUGCGCUCAUCCUUCUCCCGCUCACGCUCGCGCCCGAAGCGAAGAGCCAGUGGCAUAAUCCCUCAAUGAUCGCCAUGAUCACCAUCGGCUGUGUGCUCAUCCCGUUCAUCGGCGGCUGGGAGUUCUACUACGCGAAGCGCCCCGUCAUCGCGCGCCGCUUCCUGCUUAACCGGACGGUCAUCAUUGCGGCGUGGAUCGGCUUCUUCGACUUCUUCUCCUUCUACCUCACGCAGACAUACCUCUACUCGUUCAUCCUCAUCACCAAGAACUGGUCGCUCGUCAACGUCACUUACUUCAACCAGACGCAGUCCGUCGCGCUCACCGUCUUCGGCAUCCUCGCCGGGGUCUUGCUACGCUUCGUACACCGCUACAAGUUAGUCCUUAUCAUCGGUCUCGCUAUCCGUCUCUUCGGUGUCGGCCUGAUGAUCCACUCGCGCGGCGCGAAGGCUUCUGAUGCCGAGGUGGUCAUGACCCAGAUCAUUCAGGGCUUCGGUGGGGGCUUUGCCUCCGUGUGCUCCCAGGUCGCAGCCCAGGCCGCUGUCCCACACGUCGACAUGGCUAUCACGACCGCGAUGGUUCUCCUCUGGACUGAGAUUGGCGGUGCUGUCGGCAGCGCCGUAGCUGGUGCGAUUUGGACGACCAACAUGCCCCACAAGCUCGCGGAGCACCUCCCGAAUGCGAACCAGACUACGAUCGACGAGCUCUUCGGCUCCAUCACGGACGUCCUGGCUCUCCCCUAUAACGACCCCACCCGCGAGGGUGUCAUUGACGCCUACAGCGACGUGAUGAAGCUGAUGCUCAUCGCUGCUACGGUGCUCGCCGUCGUGCCUCUCGCGCUGUCGUUCUUCAUGCCGAACUGGUACCUCGGCGACAAGCAGAACGCCGUCGAUGCCGCGGACCUCAAGGGCGAGCGCGCGGCGCGCCCCUUUCCUUCGUCCCAGUCCCAGAUGCAGGUUGAGGCCUAAGAGAAAAGUAAUCUUGUUUAGGUAUGGUAACAUAUUGUGCUGAAGCAGUGCCUUGUCACGACUAGAGUAUGAUCACUAAAACUAUAGUUAUGAUCGAGUUGAUUGCUUAGCAUGAGCUGAGACCGUUCUCAAAGCGACCGCUGGAAUGUUGUGCUGUGCUCAUCUCGGGCAUUGCAUUGGAGUUGCAGUAUCUCAAUUAAAGAAUAUCUUGACGAGUCAGCCC